Stegastes partitus (bicolor damselfish) is the source of this 902-nucleotide messenger RNA. It is a transcript of the gene cep20, whose product is annotated as centrosomal protein 20. Gene Ontology annotation, cellular component: motile cilium; centrosome; ciliary basal body. Gene Ontology annotation, biological process: cilium assembly; microtubule anchoring. The record is from RefSeq and is a predicted model, not a curated record. The transcript is spliced from 4 exons. NCBI's taxonomy places the organism in Eukaryota, Metazoa, Chordata, Actinopteri, Pomacentridae. The coding region runs from base 49 to 471 and encodes 140 amino acids. Gene Ontology annotation, molecular function: protein binding.
AGGAGUCUGUGAAUAGUAGCACACAGUCGUUUGUUUACACUAGUUGCAAUGGCGACCGUCGCUGAACUGAAGUGUGCCGUGAAGGAGACGCUGGAGGCCCGUGGGGUGCUGGGCCAGCUGAAGGCUCGUAUCCGGGCGGAGGUGUUCAGCGCCUUGAAUGACCAGAGAGAACCGCGGCCGCCGCUGUUACAUGAAAACCUGCUCAUCAACGAGCUCAUCCGGGAGUAUCUGGAGUUCAACAAGUACAGAUACACGGCGUCGGUGCUAACAGCAGAAUCAGGCCAACCUGAAGUUCCCUUGGACAGACAGUUCCUGGCAAAUGAACUAAAAGUUACAGAGGAUACGAGCUCCAAGUCUGUACCUCUUCUUUAUGGCUUGUUGUCCCACUUUCUGAACAGCAGUGACAGUGGAGGGAAGGUGUUUCUACGAGGUGCUGCUGCCAACAACGCAGCUCCUGGACCUGAUGCCUAAAAUCUGAUGAUGCGCUAGUGACUUAUGAUGCUCAUGGACUGAAAAGAGGCUUUAACACUUCGAUAGAUGACAUAAAAUGUUGCAGCACUUCAUGAGAUUCACCCUUUUGCCUCCUCUCAGAAUCUUGUCCAUAGUUUUUCACAGUUUUCCACAUUAUUUACAGCACAGAGUAUAUGGAUCCUGCUAAGCCUAAUUUUUAUUUCUAGAGUUUUUAUGAAUUAUUUUUUGAAGGUUUUGAUUUCAAUGACUUUACCAGUAAGUUCUAGUCAUAGUGGUGCUGUUUGCAGUGCUCCAUUAUGUUUGUUCUCUCAAUAAUUUGGGUAUGCAGUUGAAAACUACAUUCCUUGUUGCAGUUACUAUUAAGUUUUGUAAAUGUUUUAUAUUUUAUACUGUCUUUACAGCUUAAAAAUAAAUAUUUUUUUCUAUUUAAA